Talpa occidentalis (Iberian mole) is the source of this 3048-nucleotide messenger RNA. RefSeq names its product coronin 1A (gene CORO1A). Gene Ontology annotation, molecular function: actin filament binding. The coding region runs from base 1543 to 2928 and encodes 461 amino acids. The transcript has 16 exons. Lineage: Eukaryota; Metazoa; Chordata; Mammalia; Eulipotyphla; Talpidae. The record is from RefSeq and is a predicted model, not a curated record. Gene Ontology annotation, biological process: cell migration; actin filament organization.
ACCUGACCCAGAGCCGCCCGGGGCUCCGGGGUGUGGACCGGGACAGCCGCCCCGGGCAGUAGCAGAACUUGGCGGGAAGCCUCCCCAGCCCCCUGGAGCGGGGCCAGCCCCGCGCUGGUCAGGACCGCGUCCGUGUUUGACGGGGGUCACGGGAUGGCUUCCUCGUGCAUGUGGCCUGCCCUUCACAGACGUGGGGACUGAAGCAGGAGCAGGGCAGGCGACGAGGAGUCGCUCAUCUGAGAGCGGGAGAAGCCAGGGGGCCAGACUCCCAACUUUUGGACAGAAUCUUGUGGGUGAGGGCCAGGGCCUGACCUCUGCCAUCAGCCGCGCAUUGCCCUUACCGUGGACCGAUAACCCCCGCCUACCUGUGCUUGGGAAGAUAGGGAAAGGCCAGUAAGUUGAAUGCAAAGUCGACUGGGUUCAGGCCGCUCAACGGGAUAAUGUUUUUGUUAUGGUUGGAUUUUGCAAAACUGGAAUCCUGUCAAGAUGAUCAUCUCUUGACUUUGUAGUUUACUCUAUAAAGCUAAGGGACCACUUCAGUUUCUUCCUAUGACAAUCCCACGAUCUAGGUAUCGUCUGAUUUUUUAGCUGAAUGGGCAGGGUCUAUUUCUGCCUGUUCAUUACUGUGGUUCCCUCCUCCCCACUCUGAGACAGGCAAACAUUUUUGAGUGAAUGAAUCAAGUUUUAAAGAUGAGGAGUCUUGAGAGUUGGGGAGUCUAACAUGGCUAAGGUCACUGUAAUGACAGAACUGAGACUCAACCACCUACCUUCUGACACAGAAGCAAGGCUCUUGCUAAAAUUUGUCAUAAUCAUAGAGGGUUAAAACUGAGGAAAGGGCCCUCUGAGACCAUCCAGCCCAUCCCCUGCACUUCACAGUGAAGGUGUGCCCUGGGAGCUUCACAAAAACACACCUCCUAGGCUUCAUUCCUAUAAACUAGAUCCAGUGACUUGAUUAGAUGCAGGAUGAUGAUGAAGAUGAUGGUCACUAUCACGGCAAGAACAUCUCAAAGAUUCAAAGAAAAUAAUGGAGAAGAAGUGACUCAGUAGCCAUUGAUAAUUGUUGAGGCUGGCAGAUGCGCAUCUCCGGGAGACAGUGAGCAGUGCUGUGCACCUUUCACUGCAGCCCCAUGCCUGCCGGCCCCAUCCUGUGCAGACCAACUAGAAGCUGAAAGCAUCACCUCACCUCGCCCACCAGGCCUGUCAGGCUCAUGGUCUCCAGGGACACAGCUUCUACGUGCUUCUUCAACAUGAAGGUCCCUCACAACCUCGUCCUCUGCUUGGAAAGGAGGCACCCCAGAGCUGAAGGGCAGAGGCGCUCCUAGAUGAAGGCUGAGUGCCGCUCCCCAGGCCUCGCGGCCGGAAUUGCGGGACCUGGACCAGCCCCUUGGUCUGUGGGUGCAGGAGGCGGGCGCCGCGCUUCUCAUUCAUUGUCUUGACAAGAGCAUCCUCGGCGUCCGUCCUGGGCUCCUGUAGCUGCUUCCUCCUGCUCCUCCUCCUGCCCGCCCUCCUCCAUUUGGGGGUGUCCUUCAUCUCGGCAGCAGGAUGAGCCGGCAGGUGGUCCGCUCCAGCAAGUUCCGCCAUGUGUUUGGACAGCCGGCCAAGGCCGACCAGUGCUAUGAGGACGUGCGUGUCUCACAGACCACCUGGGACAGUGGUUUCUGUGCUGUCAACCCGAAGUUUGUGGCCCUAAUCUGUGAGGCCAGCGGGGGAGGGGCCUUCCUGGUGCUGCCCCUGUGCAAGACUGGGCGUGUGGACAAGAAUGUGCCCAUGGUCUGCGGCCACACAGCCCCGGUGCUGGACAUUGCCUGGUGCCCACACAAUGAUAACGUCAUUGCCAGUGGUUCUGAGGAUUGCACAGUCAUGGUGUGGGAGAUCCCUGACGGGGGCCUCACAUUGCCCCUGCGGGAGCCCGUCGUCACUCUGGAGGGCCACACCAAGCGUGUGGGCAUCGUGGCCUGGCACCCCACCGCUCAGAAUGUGCUGCUCAGUGCAGGUUGUGACAACGUGAUCCUGGUGUGGGACGUCGGUACUGGGGCGGCCGUGCUGACGCUGGGCGCAGAUGUGCACCCGGACACAAUCUACAGCGUGGACUGGAGCCGAGACGGAGGCCUCAUCUGUACCUCCUGCCGCGAUAAGCGCGUGCGCAUCAUCGAGCCGCGCAAAGGCACUAUUGUAGCUGAGAAGGACCGGCCCCAUGAGGGUACUCGGCCGGUGCGCGCUGUGUUUGUGUCAGAUGGAAAGAUCCUGACCACCGGCUUCAGUCGCAUGAGUGAGCGGCAGGUGGCGCUGUGGGACACGAAGCACCUGGAAGAGCCGCUGUCCCUGCAGGAGCUGGACACGAGCAGCGGCGUCCUGCUGCCCUUCUUUGACCCGGACACCAACAUUGUCUACCUCUGUGGCAAGGGUGACAGCUCUAUCCGUUACUUUGAGAUCACUUCCGAGGCCCCCUUCCUGCACUAUCUCUCCAUGUUCAGUUCCAAGGAGUCCCAGCGUGGCAUGGGCUACAUGCCCAAACGCGGCCUGGAGGUGAACAAGUGUGAGAUUGCCAGAUUCUACAAGCUGCAUGAGCGGAGAUGUGAACCCAUUGCCAUGACAGUGCCUAGGAAGUCGGACCUGUUCCAGGAAGACCUUUACCCACCCACUGCAGGGCCUGACGCUGCCCUCACUGCUGAGGAGUGGCUGGGGGGUCGGGAUGCAGGACCCCUCCUCAUUUCCCUCAAGGAUGGCUACGUACCCCCCAAAAGCCGGGAGCUGAGAGUGAACCGGGGUCUGGACACAGGGCGCAGGAAGACAGCGCCAGAGGCCAGUGGCACUCUAAGCUCGGAUGCUGUAUCCCGGCUGGAGGAAGAGAUAAGGAAGCUCCAGGCCACAGUGCAGGAGCUGCAGAAACGACUGGAGAGACUGGAGGAGACGGUCCAGGCCAAGUAAAGGCCCCAGGGCCUUCAGCUGGAACCAACAGCAUCCCUCCCCCGACUCCCACUUUACUCUUCAGACUGCCAUUACUCAUAAAGAAAUAAUAAUAAUAAAAUGGCUUUAUUUUCUGGUACC